AUGAAUCCCCACCAGCAGAACAAAGUGGACAUCAGCAAACUCACCGCGGAUGAGCAGAGACUCUUCCGUCUGUACGGAAAGUUGCCAAACAAGAAGGACCUCUUGCAGAACAAGCUGAAGGAGCGCAAGUACUUCGACAGCGGCGACUAUGCCCUCUCCAAAGCCGGCAAGGCCUCAGACAUAGGAGUUACCUCCAUUGGCCGUGAGCACCCAGUGCCCGAGAAGAUCCCACACAUCGCACCCCCGACCAACCACAACCACAAUGGCACCCCGAACGGCCAGGAGAAGGGUGCUACCAGCGGCAGCCCCAUCAAGGAGCACAGCUUUCUUCACCGCGAAACAAGCCUAAACAGAGAGACAUCUGCGGAGGACAUCGCACGGGAGAAUGAGCAGGAAGAGGGCAGCAAUAAGGCAUAG
Messenger RNA from Aaosphaeria arxii CBS 175.79, 417 nucleotides. Its product is annotated as Endosulfine-domain-containing protein. Lineage: Eukaryota; Fungi; Ascomycota; Dothideomycetes; Pleosporales. Gene Ontology annotation, cellular component: cytoplasm. Gene Ontology annotation, molecular function: protein phosphatase inhibitor activity. The coding region runs from base 1 to 417 and encodes 138 amino acids. The record is from RefSeq and is a predicted model, not a curated record. The transcript is spliced from 3 exons.